AUGCGUGCAAAUUCCAUUGAUAUUCAUCCGAAUGCAAAAUGGUCACAGAAUGGUAUCACUGUUGUUGGAGGAAAUGAACCAGGCAGUGAAACUAAUCACCUCUCUUUCCCCUUUGGUUUGUACGUCGACGACGAUCAAACGAUUUAUGUCGCUGAUUGUUGGAAUCACCGCAUUGUGGAAUGGAAAUCUGGUGCAACAAAUGGAAAAGUAGUUGCUGGUGGAAAUGGAAAUGGAAAUGGAGCUCAUCAGUUAAACUGCCCACAUUAUGUGAUUAUCGACAAAGAGAGCGAUAGUCUCAUCAUCACCGAUGUUAGGAAUAAAAGAGUAGUUCGAUGGCCUCGUCGAAAUGGUACUCAUGGGGAAACAAUUAUUUCAAAUAUCUCUUGCUGGGGUUUGACAAUGGACGACAAUGGUUUUCUUUAUGUCGUUGGCGAUGAAGAACAUGAAGUGAAACGAUAUAAAAUUGGUGACACUAAAGGAACAGUAGUUGCAGGCGGCAAGGGAGAAGGAAAUCGUCUCGAUCAACUCUCAGAUCCCACCUACGUAUUUGUCGAUCGAGAUCAUUCAGUCUAUGUGUCUGAUUAUUGGAAUUAUCAUGUAAUGAAAUGGGAAGAAGGUGCAAAACAAGGCAUUGUUGUAGCCGGUGGUCAAGGAAAAGGGAAUAGUCUUACACAAUUGAAUGAACCUGAAGGAGUUUUUGUCGAUCAAUUGGGUACUGUCUAUGUGGUUGACCGACGGAAUCAUCGAAUCAUGCGUUGGCCAAAAGGAGCCACUCAAGGAAGUGUCAUUGUUGGUGCAAACGGUUCAGGAGCACGGUCAAAUCAACUCAAUGGUCCCACAGAUUUAUCAUUCGAUCGACAUGGCAAUCUCUAUGUCGUCGAUUGGGGAAAUCAUCGAGUACAAAAAUUUAAUAUCGAAUGA
Rotaria sp. Silwood1 is the source of this 921-nucleotide messenger RNA. The record is from the annotation of a GenBank genome assembly. Lineage: Eukaryota; Metazoa; Rotifera; Eurotatoria; Philodinida; Philodinidae.